AUGAUAGCGUCGGAAGUUGGUUCGACGAAUGCGGAAUCUGUGCACGUCAGAGUGACAAACGAGAAAGCACCGCUGAUUCAUGGCAGAAGUGUGUUCCAACGACUGAGCAAUAUUUUCAAGAUCGGACGGACGACGCAUUCCGAAGGAGAUGGCUACGUCGAGUUUGGUAGUCUUGGUUUGGACAGCAGUCGUACACUGGGUACCUUCGCUGGUGUAUUCAGUCCGGUUACAUUGUCUAUGUUCAGUGCCUUAGUUUUUAUACGAAUGGGCUAUAUCGUCGGCAAUGCAGGAUUACUGGUGACUUUACUUCAGUUCAUAAUCGCGUAUGCUAUUUUAUUAUUCACCGUUGCGUCCGUAUGCGCUAUAUCGACGAACGGCGCUGUGGAGGGUGGCGGUGCUUAUUUUAUGAUCAGUCGUACUUUGGGGCCUGAAUUUGGCGGUUCUAUCGGCACUCUCUUUUUUAUGGCUAAUGUAGUAUCCAGUGCUCUCUGCAUCUCUGGUUGCGCUGAAGGGUUGGUCGAAAAUUUCGGCCCAUCUGGUUAUCUGAGUGGCAAAACUGGUCUUAUUCCUGACGGUCGAUGGUGGAGAUUUUUAUAUUGUUCAAUAUUAAACACCGCGAAUCUUGUUGUUUGCCUUAUUGGAGCUGCAAUGUUCGCGAAAACCAGCGUCGCAAUUCUGGCAGUUGUCUGCAUCUGUUUGGGCAGCGUUUUUAUUAGUUUUCUGACGCAGGGUGCGAUGGAGAUACCAAUACCAGACGCAAAUACAUUGGUGCAAAAUGCAACGGAGCACGUGAAUGGUAGCUACACAGGCCUUUUAUAUACCACGCUUUCCAACAAUUUCUACGCGAAUUACAGUGCGGAUUAUUCAAGCGGCGGUGUCAUGACGGACUUCGCAAGUGUUUUCGGUGUACUUUUCAGCGGCGUGACUGGAAUAAUGGCCGGAGCAAACAUGAGCGGUGAAUUGAAAAAUCCCGGCCGAAAUAUUCCGCGUGGAACACUGUCCGCGGUAUUGUUCACUUUUAUAUGCUACAUCCUGCUGUCCGUAUUAACGGCCAGCACUACCAGCCGCUUUUUACUGCAAAAUAACUUUAUUUAUAUGAUGCCGAUCAACAUUUGGCCACCGUUUGUUGCUGUCGGCAUUCUUACAGCGACGUUUAGCGCUGGUUUGAGCAAUUUGAUAGGGUCCAGCAGAGUAUUGGAGGCAUUGGCUAAAGAUAACGUAUUUGGCUCGGGACUAAAUUUUAUAAUACAAGGUACGUGGCGUGGCAACCCAAUCGCGGCAGUGCUGACUUCGUGGGGCUUGGUUCAAACAAUUUUACUCAUUGGCUCGUUGAAUACUAUCGCCCAAAUUAAUUCCGUAUUGUUCUUAUUAAGCUACCUCGCUACCAAUCUUGCAUGUCUUGGCUUGGAACUCGCCAGCGCACCAAACUUUAGGCCAACGUUCAAUUAUUUUACGUGGCACACUGCGACCAUAGGUCUUCUCGGGACGCUGAUAAUGAUGUUUAUAAUCAACAGCAUUUACGCUUCCAGUAGUAUAAUACUGUGCUUGAUCCUGAUCAUUGUAUUGCACCUGUUCUCGCCGAGCAAAAACGCGCCGUGGGGCAGCAUAUCUCAAGCGCUGAUAUUCCAUCAAGUCAGAAAGUACUUGUUAAUGUUGGACUCGCGCAAGGACCACGUGAAAUUCUGGCGGCCGCAGAUGCUGCUGAUGGUCGCGUCCCCGCGCUCCACCUGUCCUCUCAUCGAUUUCGUGAACGAUCUAAAGAAGGGCGGCCUGUACGUCAUCGGGCACGUGAAAGUUGGCGAGUUCACGAGUCAGAACAGCGAUCCCACGAUCGACGAAUACCCGCACUGGCUGAGCUUGAUCGACCACAUGAAAGUUAAAGCCUUCGUCGAGUUGACCGUGACGAAAACGGUGCGCGAAGGCAUGCACCACUUGAUAAGGCUAUCUGGAAUGGGCGCAAUGAAACCGAACACUAUCGUCCUCGGUUUCUAUGACGAGGAGGCGCCGCGGGACUUUUUCCUAGAUUCUCAGUACGCGACGACGGCAUUCGACAACACAACGACGCUUCCGAAUAACACUGUGUUCCCUCUGAGACAAGCGACGGGCGAGAAAAAUAUAGACGCGCUGCAAUACGUUGGCAUGUGCUCCGAUGUUUUGAGGAUGAAGAAGAAUUUGUGUCUAUGUAGAAACUUUCAUCUGCUGAACAAAGUGCAGUUGACGAAGAACUCUAACUUGAAGUACAUUGACGUAUGGCCGGUCAAUUUCUUCCAACCCACCGAUCAAGAUCCGUUCGAUACAACGUCGCUGUUUAUGCUCCAACUCGCGUGCAUCAUCAACAUGGUGUCCAACUGGAAGAACUUGCAUCUCAGGGUGUUCCAUUGCGAGAGCACCGCGGACAACAGUAGAAGCAUGAGCGUGUCAGACUCGCAAAGUUUUAUCAGCGACUAUUCGAGAGUCUCGACCGAGCACAGAAUCCGGAAAACGUUAAAUCUUCUGAGGAUCUCCGCGUCCAUUAAGAAGAUUCCGGAGUGGGCGGAGCAAGUUCGAGGACUGAAGGGCAGAUCCUUGCUCGAACCAAAGAGUCAGUACGAAUCGAGUACCGAGUCCGAUAACGCUUUGAGCAAUAUAUCGCGAGCUUACAUAUUGGGCGUUAAUCAGUUGAUAAGGGAACAUUCCUCUCAAACUGCCACCACGUUCAUUUAUCUACCCGCACCACCGGCCUCGAGUACUUGGGACGAGGAUGAUAUGUAUCGACAGUAUCUGCAAUUAUUGACGGAAUUAACUGUGGACUUACCACCAACGGUUUUAGUGCACGGUGUUAGCGCCGUCACAUCGACUACCUUAUAACAAAUAGAGCGAAUAGUCGACCAAGUAUCCAAUACGUUCUUUAUUGGUAGAACGAGGAGACGCUAAUCGGAAAGUAUACCCCCGUUAAAUUGUUUCUUUGUUUAUGAUACUAAUUUAUAAGAGCACGUAGGAAGGAUACUAAACGAUAGAACAUUAAACUAUAAAGAGAGAUUAAAGGUAAUCCUUAAUUUAUUGUAUCUCUUAUAAUUUAGUAAUUGUUUUUCAUAACAGUAGCGUAGCGUCGCGAAGCAAUAAGUAUUGGUUUUAGAUUUGGUAGAGAACGCUUUAUCACGUCCAGACAAAUUUAACGUACCGUAAGCACUGAAAUUUAUUACUGUGAUAACAAACGUAUCAAUAAGAAACUUUUCGGGAACGAAUAUUUUUUAAAAGAACGAUUAGGCAGCCCUAAAUGUAAAUAUGACAUCUUGAUAUAUUUCAUACGAGAUAAUAUUUCUAUAUUACUCUUUUAUACCAUAUUUGUAACAUUAUUAUAAGUAUUAUUUGGUAAUAACGUUUGCGAAUAUGUUUAUGCAAGCUCGAAUAAAACUUUAUUGAAAUCAAUGCUGAACCAUAUCUAUGAACAUUUUAUUUCAAUUUUACUAUGACGAACCUUUUGAAUAUUACGCUCUAUUUUAGUGAUUUUCUUCUAAUUCAACCUUGAGUGUGAUCCAGUAGUGCUACAAAUGCUUCUAAAUAUUUUUUUCUUUUCUCUUCCUCUAACUAACAAAGAAGGAGAGAAAAUGUUUUGAAUCUGUAGGGAGCCUGUAAUAAAAGUGGCGACAUAAGAGGAUUUUGCCGCGUUUCGAAAUUGUAUGAGAGAGAAGGAGAUGCGUUCUCUCUCUUGUAAAUGGUACAAAGUACAAAACAGAGAAUGCACUGUGUACCUAUCACACCUAUUUAAGAUAUACACAGUCUGUGCAAUCGUUGAAAGGCAGGCAAAAUCAUUCUGUCCAUUUCUACUAAAUGUUGUGUACUAAAUGUUGAGCGAAGACCACGUUUUACGAAAAUUUUCUGUUUUACGGAAAAUAAUACCGAAACUGUAAAUAAACUGUAAAUACAAAUGUACCUCAGUUAUAUCAUAUCGCUAAAUAUAAUAUAUACAAUUUAUAUACAA
This is a messenger RNA of Ooceraea biroi (clonal raider ant), 3961 nucleotides long. RefSeq names its product solute carrier family 12 member 9. Gene Ontology annotation, biological process: potassium ion homeostasis; chloride ion homeostasis; cell volume homeostasis. NCBI's taxonomy places the organism in Eukaryota, Metazoa, Arthropoda, Insecta, Hymenoptera, Formicidae. Gene Ontology annotation, cellular component: membrane. Gene Ontology annotation, molecular function: potassium:chloride symporter activity. The record is from RefSeq and is a predicted model, not a curated record.